Messenger RNA from Fusarium pseudograminearum CS3096, 1362 nucleotides. RefSeq lists its product as uncharacterized. Gene Ontology annotation, biological process: cell surface receptor signaling pathway; adenylate cyclase-activating G protein-coupled receptor signaling pathway. Gene Ontology annotation, cellular component: plasma membrane. The coding region runs from base 1 to 1362 and encodes 453 amino acids. Gene Ontology annotation, molecular function: G protein-coupled receptor activity. The transcript is spliced from 3 exons. The record is from RefSeq and is a predicted model, not a curated record. Lineage: Eukaryota; Fungi; Ascomycota; Sordariomycetes; Hypocreales; Nectriaceae.
AUGACUCGGAGUCUUGACGAAAAGCAUCUUGAUGCUUUGAGCAUCAUUGAGCGAGUAUGCUCCGUCUUUUCGUUGCUAGGCUCCAUCUUCAUUAUCGGUACCUUUCUAUUAUCCAAGGCAUUCCAUAAACCAAUCAACCGCUUGGUAUUCUAUGCUUCUUUUGGAAAUAUGAUAGUCAAUGUCGGCACGUUAAUGUCCAGAUCAUAUAUUGGGGAUUCCAACUCUGUGGGCUGCCAAUUGCAAGCCUUUCUCAUCCAGAUGUUCAUGCCCGCAGAUGCAUUUUGGACUCUUACCAUGGCCAUCAACGUCUAUUUGACGUUUUACUACAAGUUCGAUGCUCGAAGACUGCGCAAGAUGGAAAUUUACUAUCUUGUUGCAUGUUAUGGUAUCCCCUUUGUUCCAGCCUUUGUCUACAUAUUUAUCAAGAACGCCGAUGGCCAAAGAAUGUACGGCAAUGCCACACUCUGGUGCUGGGUCAGCCGCGAGUGGGAUAUCUGGCGUAUUAUAACCUUUUAUGGUCCUGUUUGGCUGGUCAUCGUUGUUACCUUCUUCAUCUACAUCCGUGCCGGCAGCACAAUCUACCGCAAGCGCAGAGAACUAGACGGCUUCAGCUCGGCCGAUCGAGAUUUGACAUAUGGCGGCGGAGACCAUAUUACUACGCUCAAGACAACCGAAGUCUCGGUGACAACAGAGGUUGUGAAGCCCGACGGCAUCCUUUUACAGCCCAUGAGCGGACGGAUACCAGACUGCGAUAACCCGAGCGCUACCAAUGGAAACUACUCAGUUCAUAUAUCAGCCCAGCCGAGUUCUGGGGAUAUCGUGGACGAGAUGACCCCUAUCGACAGGGAGCAGACACGAGCCAGUAUCCAAGUUCCUCAAUACCAGCAGCAUUCUGCUGCUCAAAUGAAUCGAAGACGGAAUCGCGAACUCAACAACGCAUCGUGGCAGUACACCAAGUGCGCUAUAUUGUUCUUCACGGCUAUCCUGAUCACAUGGGUUCCCUCGAGUUCCAACCGUGUCUAUUCUGUUUUCCACAAACGUUCGUCGAAACCUCUCGAGUUCAUGAGCGCCUUUGUGCUCCCCCUUCAGGGUUUCUGGAAUGCCCUCAUCUACGUCGUUACAUCUUGGAGCGCCUGCAAAAACUUGAAGAACGACUUGCGCAUGGGUCAGCGCCCAGAUGUGACGGAACUUGUCGGUGGUAUGAGACCUGAAGUUGGGCCUAACCACCACCUGGGUCACCACCGACAUAGCCUUGGUCAUAUUCGACGAUCCAAUAAGUACGAGACGGAAAGUAUGACUGAAUUGGCAAACGAGAGCCGUCCAGCUUCGAAUGACGAGCGACGAGAACACGAGUCUGUAUGA